Molecule: messenger RNA, 941 nt
Organism: Podospora pseudocomata
Lineage: Eukaryota; Fungi; Ascomycota; Sordariomycetes; Sordariales; Podosporaceae
Exons: 2
Coding region: 142-849 (235 amino acids)
Source: RefSeq, a predicted model, not a curated record
GCCCGUCUUUAAGAAAUGGUGUUGUCAUCAUGUCUGCCUCAGGGAUGUCUACCAGGACCCUAACCCUACAAAUGCCGACCCCCGCGAACCGCACAAAACUGUGAUGGGUGACGACAUCAGGUGACUACGCGUCACGUCCAGAUGGAUCUGUUUCACGAGUCGCUUGUCGGGAGCGCGUCAUUGGAGGUGCCACCAUGCCCUGGUUGGCGUUGCUGCCUGAGGACUUGGAGGGGAUGGUCUCUCCUUCCUUCUUGGCCGCCUACCCGGACCUCUAGGCUCGAGCCGUUCAACAAGCCUCUCCAUCUCUUUCAUACCUCGUUACUUGUUUGCAGAAUGUCGCUCACCACUCACGCCGGCAACCUCACCCUCACCACUGUCCUCUGGUUCGACAAUCAAGCUGAAGAAGCAGCCAAAUUCUACACGUCCGUGUUUCCCAACUCCAAGAUCCUGCGCAGCCAGCGUUAUUCAGAGGCCGGCCAGGAAGUUCAUGGACAGGAACCCGGUUCCAUCCUCUUUGUCGAGUUUGACAUUGACGGUCACCGCUUCUCAGGUCUGAAUGGCGGGCCUCACGUCACCUUCAAUCAUGCCGUGUCCUUCAUGAUUGACUGUGCCGAUCAGAAAGAAGUCGACUAUUACUGGGGGAAGCUGAGCGAGGGGGGAGAUGUCACAAAGCAAGAGUGCGGGUGGCUGGCUGACAAGUUUGGCGUGUCGUGGCAGGUUGUGCCCAAGAGGCUCAAGGAGAUGCUAGUCAGCGAGGAUGUGGCGGCAGCUGGACGAGCAUCAGUGGCUAUGAUGGGGAUGAAGAAGCUCGAUAUUGAGGGACUGGAAAAGGCGUUCAAGGGCGAAUAGUCAGUCAGCGGUCCUGUCACGAGCCUUUUUGACAUGGGGUAGCGAUUGCGUUCGUCCGGACUGAACGUGGUCUAUCUCUAAUUACACUCAAC